Messenger RNA from Carassius auratus (goldfish), 2257 nucleotides. RefSeq names its product transmembrane protein 121B-like. Lineage: Eukaryota; Metazoa; Chordata; Actinopteri; Cypriniformes; Cyprinidae. The record is from RefSeq and is a predicted model, not a curated record.
UGCCCCCAUGAGCGGCUAUCAUUACACCAGCCGAGCCAAAACAAGUCGGGAGGAGAAGGCAUGAAUACAAUGACCGCUGAAAUCAUAAAAGACAUCUCCCAGCCCGACUCACCUGUCUCCUCAGCACCAGAAAACGGACAGCUGUUGUUCAUCCGAAGCGUCGCGUCCAGGAGGGACACGCAGACCACCAGCGGCAGCGCCAACCUCGAGGAGGGCAGCUCCCAGCCCCUGGUCUCCUCCUCAGCCACAGCUCAGCCUCAGUCUUACACCAUGACAUCGGGCGAAUUCAUGCAGUCCACCCCGCUGUUCGUGCAGAGGUCUAGUAAGAACAUGUUUUAUAAGAUCCUGUGUUUCCUCGUGCUCGUUCUUCAAGGAGGCAUGCUGGAUUUCUACCUCAUCAUCUUAACGGAUCUCUACUGGUGCUCGUGGAUAGCCACGGAUUUGGUGGUUAUAUCCGGAUGGGCGAUCUUCUUCAUGAAAAACGCCAGGAGCAAGCGAGAACGAGCGUGUGGUUUCCACCAGAAGGGCUCCAUCUUCGGAUGCACUGGGGAGUUCACCUUCGCGUACCUGGCAUGGCUCAUCUACGUGAUCGCGUCCACCCCGAAAGUGGUGCUCGUCCUGGAAACGUCCAUCCUCGAUCUGAUCGCCCUCAAGGUGCCGUUUGGCAUCACCGGGUUUAAAAUAACCAUGCUGCUGUGCGCGCCUUUGCUUUACUGCCUCAUCAACUCCGUCAUCGAAGAUCCAAACGGCUCCACGCGCUUUCACUCCCAAGGCUGCUUCAUGAGCACCUGCUUAGACAUCCUAGACAGCUUCACGCUGGUGGAACUGCUCCUUAAAAACGAAAUCCCGAGCAUAUACCUUAGGUACACAGUUAUAUCGGUGUAUUUCAUCGCACUGGGCGUCCCGGUUGUUUGGCUUUACGAGUUGACGGCCUCAGAGAUGAACUGUCGCUGGGUAUGGGCGAGGUUCUUCACCGGCGUGCUGCUCAACGGUCCGCUCUUGGUGGUCAGAUGUUUCCUCGUCUUUGUUUACAAAACGCCCAUAUCGGUUUUCAUGUUCAAGAACAUCUUCUUCUUGGGGUGUAAGUGCCUGGAGCUGGUUGAACAGUGCACGUCUUUAAGAGGUGUCCGACGGUUUGCACGUGGACGCGGGGGAAACCCAUCCCAGUUCUCCCACUGCGUUUCCGAAAACGACAUGUGUCCUCACGGCUAUGUGAACACGCUGGCUGUCAAUACUCAGUCGUAGAUGCCCAUUAGGGACUGGGUUUGACCGGCCGGGAGCCACGUAGGCUACUACACAGUGUGCAUCAGCCCUUUUAAGGGAAGGUACUACAGAGGUGCUAACAUUCCUUGAUGAAGAUUAUACACACAAACCAAUUAACACAUGCAGAAAAUGUAUUGCUAUAGCAAUAUGCUAUAUAUUUUGAGGUACGGUCAGCUGCGAGGGUUAAAAUGGUCAAAACGUAUUUUAGAAUUAAAAAUCACAAGUUAAUAAGAAGUAUUUUGUUUAUAAGGUCUUAACAGAAACUCAGUAUGCACAUUAGGAACCAUGUAAUUUUCACAAGUGUGCACAAGUGAACUCCACAAAAAUGUGUUUUUGUGAUGAACUCACUGGUUGCUAGUUGUCAGACUAGUUUUGCUGUGUUUUUUUUUUUAUUUUAGUAAAUAAAAAAACAACAACAAAACGGGCAAUUACCAACAAUAAGCACAAUUAGGGUUCUGUACAAAACUUGAAAGAUUUGGUUUAUUAGGCAUUGGCCUGAAUCCAAAAUAUAAUUUGUGUCAGACAUGCCCAAUAAUUAGACAUUAUUUGCUUGGUAUAUGUGUUCUAAAAUCAGAAUAAUUCAAUGGCUAUGACAACAAUAGCCAGUAUUUGUCCAAUCGAACCUAAAUACACAUUUAUCCCUGUAGUACCUCUCCUUAUGAACACCCCGUCGUCCUCCUCUACUCUCAACUGGUGCUACAACCAAGCCACUCAAUGUGCCAAUGAAAAACUUUCCCUCCUGUGACCUCUGCAGUAUAUAUGGAAUGGGAUGUGACUGUCAGCCAGUGCUUAUAUAAUGAUACGAGAAUCUUUGAUUUGCACUUGUUUUGUGAGGCACUUUAAUUACGUGAGGAUUAUUCAACCGAGGAAAGGUUAUAAGUGCAAUGUUGUAUAAUUUAUUUUCUAUGUAAAAAAAUGUCCUUAACUGACACUAGGCUCAUGUAGACACAUUUAUAGUGCUUUCAGACACCUUGAGAUGUACCUGAAUGCACUC